UCGUCGCCUCUAUUUCUUAACACAUCUGUGAUCAUCUCUUUAAUAGUUCUCAGGUCAUUUUCAGCGUAUCCAUCGUCAUUCGAUUCAUCGAUCUCAUUAUCGUCCUCCUUAUCUGUCUCACCAACUUCGGAAUCAUCACUGUCGUCGGCUUUGUCCUCUCCAUCAGCAUCAGCAUCAGCAUCAUCAUCAUCAUCAUCAUCAUCAUCGCUUUCUUCGCCACUGUCAUUACCAUCUUCAUCAUCUUCAUCAUCAUCAACGUCUUCGCUAUCUUCGCCACUAUCAUCUCCAUCGUCAUCGUCGCUGUCUUCGCCACUGUCAUCUUCAUCGUCAUCGUCGCUGUCUACAGCACCGUCAUCUUCGUCGUCAUCGGCGUCGUCUUCGUUACUAUCAUCUUCAUCGUCAUCAUCACUAUCUACGGCACUGUCGUCGCCAUCACCGUCAUCGCUAUCUUCGCCGCUAUCAUCUCCUACGUCAUUAUCGGCAUCUUCACCACUGUCGUCCCCAUCGUCAUCUUUAUCGUCAUCACCGUCAUCUUCAACACUAUCAUCUUCAUCUUCACCAUCUUCGUCUUCGCCACUAUCGUCUCCAUCGUCAUCAUCGUUGUCUUCGCCACUGUCAACUUCAUCGUCAUCACUGUCGUCUUCGUCACUCUCAUCUUCAUCAAUAUCAUCGUCGACCUCGCCAAUGUCAUCUUCGUCUUCGCCUUCAUCAUCGUUGUCUUCGCUGCUGUCAUCUCCGUCGUCAUCGUCGUCGUCACCACUGUCUUCUCCAUCGUCAUCAUCUUCAUCUUCGCCACUGUCAUCUCCGUCGUCGUCAUCAUCAUCAUCAUCAUCAUCUUCGCCACUGUCGUCGCCUUCGUCAUCAUCAUCAUCAUCAUCUUCGCCAUUGUCGUCGUCAUCGUCGUCUUCGCCACUGUCAUCAUCAACGACGUCAUCGUCGUCUUCACCACUGUCAUCUUCAUCGUCAUCAUCGUUUUCGCCGCUAUCAUCUCCAUCGUCAACAUCGUCAUCUUCGUUUUCUCCACUGUCAUUAUCAUCAUCAUCAUCAUCGUCAUCGUCAUCGUCAUCUUCACCACUUUCAUCAUCGACGUCUUCCCCACCGUCAUCACCAUCUUCACCAUCUUUAUCUUCCCCACUGUCAUCUCCAUCGCCAUCAUUAUCAUCAUCAUCUUCUCCACUGUCUUCGUCAUCGUCAUCAUCGUCGUCUUCACCACUGUCAUCAUCAGCAUCAACAUCAUCGUCGUCUUCACUACUAUCAUCUUCACCGUCAUCAUUGCUUUCUUCUCCACUGUCAUCUUCACCGCCAUCAUCGUCCUCUCCAUCGUCAUCGUUGUCAUUCUCACCACUGUCAUCUUCGUUGUCAUCAUCAUCAUCUUCCCCACUUUCGUCUUCAUCGUCAUCAACGCCAUCUUCCCCGCUGUCAUCUACAUCCUCAUCGUCAUUAUUGUCGCCACCGUCAUCUCCAUCGUCAUCAUCGUCAUCUUCACUACUGUCACCUUCAACGUCAUCAUCCUCAUCUUCGCCACUGUCGUUUUCAUCGUCAUCACUUGCAUCUUCCCUGUUGUCAUCUUCAUCAUCAUCAUCGUCAUCUUCGACACCAUCCUCUUCAUCGUCAACAUCGCCAUCUUCACCACUGUCAUCUUCAUCGUCAUCAUCGUCAUCCUCACCACUGUCACCUUCAUCACCAUCGUCGUCGUCUUCGGCACUUUCAUCUCCAUCUUCAUCAUCGUUAUCAUCAUCUUCGCCGUUUUCGUCUUUAUCGUCAUCAUCGUCAUCAUCAUCACCCUCGCCACUGUCUUCAUCGUCAUCAUCGUCAUCUUCGCCACUGUCAUCGUCAUCAUCGUCAUCUUCACCACUGUCUCCUUCAUCGCCAUCAUCGUCAUCUUCGCCACUGUCAUCUUCAUUGUCAUCAUCAUCAUCUUCACCACUGUCAUCUUCAUCGUCACUAUCAUCAUCUUCACCACUGUCACCUUCAUUGCCAUCGUCGUCGUCUUCGCCACUGUCGUCUUCAUCGUCAUCACUUGCAUCUUCCCCGUUGUCAUCUUCAUCGUCAUCAUCGUCAUCUUCGACACCAUCCUCUUCAUCGUCAACAUCGCCAUCUUCACCACUGUCAUCUUCAUCGUCAUCAUCGUCAUCCUCACCACUGUCACCUUCAUCACCAUCGUCGUCGUCUUCGGCACUUUCAUCUCCAUCUUCAUCAUCGUUAUCAUCAUCUUCGCCGUUUUCGUCUUUAUCGUCAUCAUCGUCAUCAUCAUCACCCUCGCCACUGUCUUCAUCGUCAUCAUCGUCAUCUUCGCCACUGUCAUCGUCAUCAUCGUCAUCUUCACCACUGUCUCCUUCAUCGCCAUCAUCGUCAUCUUCGCCACUGUCAUCUUCAUUGUCAUCAUCAUCAUCUUCACCACUGUCAUCUUCAUCGUCACUAUCAUCAUCUUCACCACUGUCACCUUCAUUGCCAUCGUCGUCGUCUUCGCCACUGUCGUCUUCAUCGUCAUCACUUGCAUCUUCCCCGUUGUCAUCUUCAUCGUCAUCAUCGUCAUCUUCGACACCAUCCUCUUCAUCGUCAACAUCGCCAUCUUCACCACUGUCAUCUUCAUCGUCAUCAUCGUCAUCCUCACCACUGUCACCUUCAUCACCAUCGUCGUCGUCUUCGGCACUUUCAUCUCCAUCUUCAUCAUCGUUAUCAUCAUCUUCGCCGUUUUCGUCUUUAUCGUCAUCAUCGUCAUCAUCAUCACCCUCGCCACUGUCUUCAUCGUCAUCAUCGUCAUCUUCGCCACUGUCAUCGUCAUCAUCGUCAUCUUCACCACUGUCUCCUUCAUCGCCAUCAUCGUCAUCUUCGCCACUGUCAUCUUCAUUGUCAUCAUCAUCAUCUUCACCACUGUCAUCUUCAUCGUCACUAUCAUCAUCUUCACCACUGUCACCUUCAUUGCCAUCGUCGUCGUCUUCGCCACUGUCGUCUUCAUCGUCAUCACUUGCAUCUUCCCCGUUGUCAUCUUCAUCGUCAUCAUCGUCAUCUUCGACACCAUCCUCUUCAUCGUCAACAUCGCCAUCUUCACCACUGUCAUCUUCAUCGUCAUCAUCGUCAUCCUCACCACUGUCACCUUCAUCACCAUCGUCGUCGUCUUCGGCACUUUCAUCUCCAUCUUCAUCAUCGUUAUCAUCAUCUUCGCCGUUUUCGUCUUUAUCGUCAUCAUCGUCAUCAUCAUCACCCUCGCCACUGUCUUCAUCGUCAUCAUCGUCAUCUUCGCCACUGUCAUCGUCAUCAUCGUCAUCUUCACCACUGUCUCCUUCAUCGCCAUCAUCGUCAUCUUCGCCACUGUCAUCUUCAUUGUCAUCAUCAUCAUCUUCACCACUGUCAUCUUCAUCGUCACUAUCAUCAUCUUCACCACUGUCACCUUCAUUGCCAUCGUCGUCGUCUUCGCCACUGUCGUCUUCAUCGUCAUCACUUGCAUCUUCCCCGUUGUCAUCUUCAUCGUCAUCAUCGUCAUCUUCGACACCAUCCUCUUCAUCGUCAACAUCGCCAUCUUCACCACUGUCAUCUUCAUCGUCAUCAUCGUCAUCCUCACCACUGUCACCUUCAUCACCAUCGUCGUCGUCUUCGGCACUUUCAUCUCCAUCUUCAUCAUCGUUAUCAUCAUCUUCGCCGUUUUCGUCUUUAUCGUCAUCAUCGUCAUCAUCAUCACCCUCGCCACUGUCUUCAUCGUCAUCAUCGUCAUCUUCGCCACUGUCAUCGUCAUCAUCGUCAUCUUCACCACUGUCUCCUUCAUCGCCAUCAUCGUCAUCUUCGCCACUGUCAUCUUCAUUGUCAUCAUCAUCAUCUUCACCACUGUCAUCUUCAUCGUCACUAUCAUCAUCUUCACCACUGUCACCUUCAUUGCCAUCGUCGUCGUCUUCGGCACUUUCGUCUCCAUCGUCAUCACCGUCAUCAUCAUCCUCGCCACUUUCAGCUUCAUCGUCAUCAUCAUCACCUUCGCCACUGUCAUCUUCAUCGCCAUCAUCGUCAUCUUCGCCACUGUCAUCUUCAUCGUCAUCAUCGUCAUCUUUGUUACUGUCAUCAUCAUCGUUAUCAUCAGCCUCAUCGUCGCCACUGUCAUUUCCAUCCUCAUCAUCGUCAUCUUCGCCACUAUCAUCUUCAUCGUUAUCAUUAUCAUCAUCAUCAUCAUUAUCUUCACCACUGUCACCUCCAUCGUCAUCUUCGUCGUCUUCGCCACUAUCAUCUUCAUUUUCAUCAUCGUCUUCUCCACCGCUAUCAUCUUCGUCGUCGUCCUCAUCGUCGUCGUCAUCAUUGUCGUCGUCGCCACUAUCAUUUUCAUCGUCAUCACCGUCCUCGCCACUGUCUUCGCUAUCGUCAUCAUCAUCAUCAUCAUUAUCUUCGCCACUGUCGUCUUCAUCAUCAUCGUCGUUGUCUUCUUCACUGUCAUUAUCAUCGUCAUUAUCAUCGUCCUCGCCACUGUCAUCCCCAUCGUCAUCAUCGCCAUCUACGCCACUGUCAUCUUCAUCGUCAUCAUCUUCUUCGCCGCUGUCAUCUUCAUCGUCAUUAUCAUCGUCCUCGCCACUGUCAUCACCAUCGUCAUCAUCGUCAUCUACGCCACUGUCAUCUUCAUUGUCAUCAUCUUCUUCACCACUGUCGUCUUCAUCGUCUCCUUCAUCGCCUUCAUCCUCUUUGUCGCUAUCUUCGUCAAUGUCAUCUCCAUCAUCUUCAUCAUCCCUGUCUUCCUCACUGUCUUCUACAUUGUCUUCAUCAUUGUCUUCGCUAGUGUCAUCUCCGUCGUCAUCAUCACUGUCUUCUUUGUCGCUGUCUUCGUUACUUUCUAGAUCUAAAUAA
Orbicella faveolata is the source of this 4821-nucleotide messenger RNA. RefSeq lists its product as uncharacterized. NCBI's taxonomy places the organism in Eukaryota, Metazoa, Cnidaria, Anthozoa, Scleractinia, Merulinidae. The record is from RefSeq and is a predicted model, not a curated record.